AUGUCGGAUAUAAAAGAAACAUUAGAGAAAGCAAAGAAAUUAGCAAGUUACAAAGCAGUAGAUGAUAAUGUACGUGCAGGAAUGAAGGUUGGUAUUGGUAGUGGAAGUACGAUCAAAUAUGCAGUUGAUCGUAUCAAAGAACUUGGUAUACCAUUGACAUGUGUACCAACUUCAUUUCAAUCGACUCAAUUGAUCAUUGCUGCUGGAUUAGAGUUAUCAGAUCUAUCUCGUACACCAGAGUUGGAUGUUACUAUUGAUGGAGCCGAUGAAGUAGAUGCUCAGUUAAACUUGAUCAAAGGAGGUGGUGCUUGCCAAUUACAAGAAAAGAUUGUUGCUGCAUCGUCUAAAAAGUUGAUCAUUGUUGCCGACUUUUCAAAGGACUCAAGUCAAUUUGGUGAUAAUUGGAAGAAAGGUAUUCCUAUUGAAGUUGUACCAAUGGCCUAUGUACCAGUGAUGAUCAAAUUGGAACGUAGUUUUGGUCUCAAACCAGUAUUACGUAUGGCAGUUAAUAAAGCUGGUCCAGUCGUAACCGAUAAUGCCAACUUUGUCAUUGAUGCUCAGUUUACAUCGAUCGACAAUCCAGCAGAUUUGGCAACCAAGAUUAAAAUGAUUCCUGGAGUUGUUGAAACCGGUCUUUUCAUCAAUAUGGCUGAAAAGGCUUAUUUCGGUCAAAAAGAUGGUACCGUUAAAGAAAGAUCAAUCAAACUCUAA
Molecule: messenger RNA, 711 nt
Organism: Cavenderia fasciculata
Lineage: Eukaryota; Evosea; Eumycetozoa; Acytosteliales; Cavenderiaceae
Gene: rpiA
Product: ribose-5-phosphate isomerase
Exons: 1
Coding region: 1-711 (236 amino acids)
Biological process (GO): pentose-phosphate shunt, non-oxidative branch; D-ribose metabolic process
Cellular component (GO): intracellular membrane-bounded organelle
Molecular function (GO): ribose-5-phosphate isomerase activity
Source: RefSeq, a predicted model, not a curated record